CUUCCGGAGGCUCCGCCCCCCUCCUGCUGGGUCGGUGCUGACUCGACGCAGGCGCAGACGCUCCGUGUUUAUAACCGCGGUGUGUUGGAUUUCGUUAAAGCGGAGCUCCGCAGCUCAUCCACGGCUGCAGACGUCACCCCGAUCCCGGUGUGAGUCCAUGUGGAUGUGACCAUGUCCGACAGCUCUCAGUGUUUCUACUGCCGCGAGGACCUCGGGGGGAAGAGGUUUGUGCGCAGUGAGGGUCGACCGGUGUGCGUUCGCUGCCACACCAAGUUCUGCGCCAACUCCUGCGCCGAGUGCCACCGACCCAUCUCCGUGGAAAACAAGGAGCUCAGCCACAAAGGACGCUACUGGCAUGAGGAGUGUUUCCGUUGUGCCAAAUGUUACAAGCCUCUGGCCAAGGAGCCCUUCAACACCAAGGAUGAUCGCAUCAUGUGCGGGAAGUGUUGCUCCAGAGAGGACGCUCCACGCUGCCACAGCUGCUACAAGCCCAUUCUGGCUGGAACUGAGAGCGUCGAGUACAAAGGAAACUCGUGGCACGACGAAUGUUUCACCUGUUUCAGCUGCAAACAACCGAUAGGAUCCCAGAGUUUCCUCUCCAAAGGCAGCGACGUGUACUGCAGCCCCUGCCACGACAAGAAGUUCGCCAAGACCUGCGUCUGCUGCAAAAAGCCUAUAACCUCUGGGGGGGUGAACUACCAGGACCAGCCGUGGCACAGCCACUGCUUCGUCUGCAGCUCCUGCUCCAAACCUCUGGCCGGGACCAGUUUCACCAACCACCAGGACCAGGUCUUCUGUGUGGACUGCUACAAGAGCUCAGUGGCCAAGAAAUGCAGCGGCUGCCAAAACCCCAUCACAGGUUUCGGUAAAGGAGUGAACGUGGUGAACUACGAGGGCGGCUCCUGGCACGAGUACUGCUUCAACUGUAAGAGAUGCUCCCUGAGUCUGGCCAACAAGAAGUUCGUGGCCCAGGGACGAGACGUCCUCUGCACCGACUGUGGCAACAAGUAGCAGCGCUACACAACCGCUGUGUGUGUUUGCACAUAAAGACCAGUGAGCGCUCUGUUUAUUGUCCAAACCGCCGGACGCAUGAAUAAUAUCCAGUAUAUCAUGAUGCAUUGAUGCUUUCUAUGAGUCUAAAGCUCAUAGCCGUGACGUUAUUAUGGGGGAAGAUCCGAUUUUCACUUUCAACAAUAUAAAACUAAAGGUUAUUUUUAUUUAACCCUUAUAAUGUGUCAGAAAGCUGAACACGUCAAAACUGACUCAUGACUUAAUCCAGCCCCAAAAAAUGUGCUAAUCAUCCAGCGCUGUUCAUCUCAUAUCUGUCUUCAUUCAUUCAUUCAUUCAUUCAUUCAUUCAUAUCCAUGUAAACUCUGGAUUAAAUGUUAUUUUUUUUAUUUGAAUUCACCAAAAAAACGAGUACAUUGAGUCAAAUUGGAUCCACAGAGAAACUAAAACAUUUUCUAUGAUGAAAACUUCUUUUGUAGUGUUAAAGUAUCUGUUCUCGUCCCAAAAAAGUCAAGGAAAAUUUCCCCUUUUACACAUUUGAACUCGUGUUCAGGUUAAAUUUGACACAAUAUAAGGGUUAAAGCUGACGCUGUGUUUCAAUGAGGGGAUCUAAAUCUGAAAUGAAUAGUUUUUAACCUCUUCAGCUGAUCUGUAUGACUUGAUCUGUAUUUUAAGUAAAACAACUUGAUGCAUUAUUUUUACUCUGAGGAGAAAAUAAACAUUUAAUUUGAAUAUGUGCAAUUACAUGUAUGUGUCGCUAAAAUCUAAUAAACUUUCUACAAUAUGGAAAA
Messenger RNA from Mugil cephalus (flathead mullet), 1799 nucleotides. It is a transcript of the gene fhl1b, whose product is annotated as four and a half LIM domains 1b. Bases 172 to 1011 code for a protein of 279 amino acids. Lineage: Eukaryota; Metazoa; Chordata; Actinopteri; Mugiliformes; Mugilidae. Gene Ontology annotation, molecular function: transmembrane transporter binding. Gene Ontology annotation, biological process: muscle organ development. The record is from RefSeq and is a predicted model, not a curated record. The transcript has 6 exons.